UUUUUUUUAGUUCUUACCCAGAAACCAAUUUCAAUGGCACCGCCAAUAAUGCUCUUGCUUCUUCUUGCUUCGUUCUUGAUUCCAACGCAGACCCAAUUCCAAGUAGAAGCCAAAGAUGAAGCCUUUACCUCCAUAGUCAUAUCCCAAAAGGGUCUUGACUUUCUGAAGGAAUUGCUUGUAACCGAAGCUGUUUCUUCAAUAAUUCCACUCCAGAUUCCCAGAAUUGAGAAAUCAGUGAGGUUUCCGUUUCUGGGUAGUGUUGAAAUGGUGGUUUCGAAUAUCACAAUCUAUGGAAUCGAUGUGGGUUCGUCUUAUGUUAAGCUCGGUGAUGAUGGGAUUGCUAUUAUUGCUUCCAAGACGACUUGUAAUUUGAGCAUGAAUUGGUAUUAUUCGUAUACUACUUGGGUUGCGCCAAUUGAGGUGGAGGAUGAAGGCAGUGCGUCUGUUCAGGUUGAGGGCGUGGAAGUUGGACUUACAUUAGGCUUGGGGAUCCAAGAAGGAACUCUGAAGCUUUCCCUAAAGGAUUGUGGCUGUUAUGUUAAGGAGAUCUCCAUAAAAUUGGAUGGAGGAGCCUCUUGGUUUUAUCAAGGGAUGAUCAAUGCAUUUGAAGAACAAAUUGGAUCUGCAGUGGAAAAUGCUAUCACGAAAAAACUUAAAGAUGGGAUUGUAAAGCUGGAUACACUUCUCCAAGCUCUUCCAAAGGAAAUCCCAUUGGAUGAUGAUACUUAUUUGAAUGCAACUUUCGUAAAUGACCCAGUUUUGAGUAAUUCUUCCAUAGGAUUUGAGAUUAAUGGUUUAUUUACUGCACGAAGAAAGCCUUCAGUGUCUGAGUACCUUAACAAGGAUACAAAAGCAUUAGUUGCAUGCUCGGAUCCAUCUAAAAUGCUUGGAAUAGCAUUGGAUGAGGCUGUGUUUAACUCUGUAGCAGCCACAUACUUUGAUGCAGAAUUUAUGCAAUGGAUUGUGGACAAGAUACCAGAUCAGUCUUUUUUGAACACUGCUGGAUACAGAUUCAUUAUUCCUCAACUAUACAAGAAAUACCCAAAUCAUGAUAUGAACUUGAAUAUUUCUUUAUCUUCUCCACCGAUCAUAGAGAUCUCAGAGCAUGAUAUUGGUGCUAUCAUCUAUGCUGACUUGAUCAUUGAUGUAUUGGAUGAAGACGGUGUAAUACCAGUUGCAUGCAUCUCAUUGGUCAUUCGUGGAUCAAGUUCAGUUAAAAUCUCAGGCAAUAACCUUGCCGGUAAUAUGAAAGUAGACGACUUUUCUAUGUCAUUGAAGUGGAGUAAUAUUGGCAAUCUUCGCAUGUAUCUAAUUCAGCCGGUGGUGUGGACAGGCAUUCAGACCGUUUUUGUGCCAUAUGUGAACAAACACCUUGGUAAGGGAAUUCCUCUACCAAUCGUUCACGGCUUCACCAUUCAAAACGGCGAACUCCUCUGCUCAGAUUCAAGAAUUAUGGUUUGCAGUGACGUGACUUACGAACCAUCAGAUUCACACAAUCUCAAUUGGCUCCUACCAAGUUUGUCCAAAUACACGCAUGCUACAUAACUUCACGAGGACGCAAAGCAUCAGCUUCCCUGCUUUGUACAACACCGCUCUCAAUGUUCAGCAUGUAAAGUUCCAGAGUGCAAGAACAAUCCUUGAAUACUGAGAAACUGUCUCGGAACUUCUCGAACAUCACAACUCCACCACUGUACAUGUUGUAGCUUAAAAGCCACUUGUUGUCAAAGGCUUUACUCCCUCAAAUGUAAUCUCUGGGGAAACCCGAAAAUCAGAAUGUAAUGUUGCAAAGUAUACUCUGUCUAUAAUAAAAUAGUUUCUUCAUUUGUGAAGCUAGAGUUCAUCAUUUGAUUCCAGGAACUAUUUUCUUCUCCUCUUCUCCACAAUCCUAAAAUCUAUCAAAACGCUGCGUUUUGUCCUCCUAUGCCAAACAGUGAAAACCCGCCGCACAACACAACUACAUAAGCAUCUUAAACGCACCGUUUAACCUUUCUCCCACCCAAAUCAAAUCAGAUAA
Messenger RNA from Fragaria vesca subsp. vesca, 2014 nucleotides. Its product is annotated as putative BPI/LBP family protein At1g04970-like. Bases 34 to 1545 code for a protein of 503 amino acids. NCBI's taxonomy places the organism in Eukaryota, Viridiplantae, Streptophyta, Magnoliopsida, Rosales, Rosaceae. The transcript has 6 exons. Gene Ontology annotation, molecular function: lipid binding. The record is from RefSeq and is a predicted model, not a curated record.